Molecule: messenger RNA, 220 nt
Organism: Dentiscutata erythropus
Lineage: Eukaryota; Fungi; Glomeromycota; Glomeromycetes; Diversisporales; Gigasporaceae
Source: the annotation of a GenBank genome assembly
AGGGUGCAACGACAAGGGCAUCGACAUAGUUGCCGAAUAUCUAGGUGUCCCACUGAGGAUUCAAUAUAAAAAUCGGGAGAUUGACAUAGGCCGGUCGACAGUCGACGAACUCAGUGGGGCACCAGGAAGUUUCUCUCACUAUACUGUCGGUAUUAUAGUAGUACCGUACAAGUAUAGGGAGGGAGGAAUGCUAAAAUUUACGAGAGGUGCCAUGGAUGCG